Molecule: messenger RNA, 1272 nt
Organism: Mollisia scopiformis
Lineage: Eukaryota; Fungi; Ascomycota; Leotiomycetes; Helotiales; Mollisiaceae
Product: RNA-binding domain-containing protein
Exons: 8
Coding region: 1-1272 (423 amino acids)
Cellular component (GO): nucleus; cytoplasm
Molecular function (GO): mRNA binding
Source: RefSeq, a predicted model, not a curated record
AUGUCAGCAGGCGGAGGUGUUCCCCAUCGGUCGUUUGAGGAGAGAGCUCAAGCUAGAGAGCAGAUGUUAUCGAGUCUUCGAGAGUCUUCCCAACAAGACCGUCGGGUCUACGUUGGCAACCUUAGUUAUGAUGUCAAAUGGCACCAUCUCAAAGAUUUUAUGAGAUCUGCUGGGGAGGUCUUAUUUGCAGAUGUGUUGUUGCUUCCGAAUGGAAUGUCGAAGGUGGGCGCCUAUACCAUUGUAGAAUAUGCCACGAGGGAGCAAGCUCAACAGGCCGUCAACACUCUCAGCAAUCAAAACCUCAUGGGUCGACUCGUCUAUGUUCGAGAAGAUCGUGAGGCCGAACCUCGAUUUACUGGUCCCCCAGCAGCCGGACGCGGCGGUUACGAAGGCGGUACGGGCCGUGGUGGCUUUGGAGCAGGUGGAUAUGGCGGUGGUGCCAUGGCAGCGGGAGGUGCUGGUGGUGGCGGCCGUCAAAUCUACGUGGCCAACCUUCCUUAUACAGUCGGAUGGCAAGAUCUGAAGGAUCUCUUCCGUCAAGCUGCUCGCAAUGGUGCAGUCAUUCGUGCCGAUGUCCACGUUGGCCCAGAUGGUCGUCCCAAAGGUUCCGGUAUUGUAGCCUUCGAGUCUCCUGAUGAUGCUCGUAACGCAAUUCAACAGUUCAACGGUUACGAUUGGCAAGGUCGCCCUCUUGAAGUCCGUGAGGACCGAUUCGCUAGCUCCGGCCCCGGCUUUGGUGGACGAGGAGGCUUUGGUGGAGGACGUGGAGGUUUUGGCGGUGGAUUUGGAGGUCGUGGUGGAUUUGGUGGCCGUGGAGGAUUUGGAGGUGGAUUUGGCGGAGGCCGUGGUGGAUUUGGAGGUGGCUAUGGUGGAGGUGGAGCACCUAGCGGUUUCGAUGGAGGAGCUGUGGCCUCUGCAGCACCACCUAAUCCGUUCACCGACUAUGCAACCUCUGGCACCGAGCGAAGCGAGACAAUCUAUGUUCGCAACCUCCCUUGGUCCACCAGCAAUGAGGAUCUUGUCGAGCUUUUCACCACCAUCGGAAAAGUCGAACAGGCCGAAAUUCAGUAUGAACCAAAUGGUCGAUCCCGAGGAACUGGUGUUGUACGAUUCGAUACUGCUGAGAACGCCGACACUGCUAUCGAAAAGUUCUCUGGCUAUCAAUAUGGCGGCCGCCCUCUGGGUCUAACCUUCGUCAAGUACCAAACUCCUGGCGGCGGUGAUGCUAUGGAGACGGAAGCCACUAGCUUGACUCAAGACCAGAUCAUGUAG